Vigna unguiculata (cowpea) is the source of this 802-nucleotide messenger RNA. Its product is annotated as ferredoxin, leaf L-A-like. Gene Ontology annotation, biological process: electron transport chain. NCBI's taxonomy places the organism in Eukaryota, Viridiplantae, Streptophyta, Magnoliopsida, Fabales, Fabaceae. Gene Ontology annotation, molecular function: 2 iron, 2 sulfur cluster binding; electron transfer activity. Gene Ontology annotation, cellular component: chloroplast stroma. The record is from RefSeq and is a predicted model, not a curated record.
UUUCUGCAAGGUGAAGGUCCCAAUUUUCUUAUCUAUCAGCAAGAACAAGAGGAAGAAGAAGAAAAGCUAACAAUGGCGUCGAUCACACCCGCUUUAUGUGGCCCUGUGUUGAACACCUCCUUCCUCAGGAAACAACCACUGAACAUCUCAAGCAUGAGGGCAUUCCAAAACGCUAACGCAGUGUUUGGCGUGAAAGGAGGAAAUGGAGGUCGUGUCACUGCCAUGGCUGCUUACAAGGUGAAGCUGAUAACUCCAGAGGGAGAGAAAGAGAUAACUUGCCCAGAUAAUGAAUACGUUCUUGAUGCUGCAGAAGAAGUAGGCAUUGACCUUCCCUACUCCUGCAGGGCUGGUUCUUGCUCUUCCUGCGCCGCCAAAAUUGUCUCCGGCCAAGUCGACCAGUCAGACGGUAACUUCCUUGAUGACGACCAGAUUGAUGCAGGCUUUGUUCUCACCUGCGUUGCUUUCCCAACCUCCGAUCUUGUCAUCCAGACCCACAAGGAGGAUGACCUCGUUGCUUAAAUCUUAUCAUCGUCGCUGUCAUCAAGUUUCUUCCUUUCCCAGCACCAUUGUCUUUUUGCCUUUAUUCUGUGCCAUUUUUUAAGGAUAUAUACGUAUUAUGAACAACUUGUUCAUUGCUGUCAGUCACUAUAAUUUAUCUUCUUUUCCUUAUUGUUGUUGCACACCUGAUACUUUCUUAAAUUGUUAUAGAAGAUGAUGUUAGUGCAGAGGAUUACAGUACCGAAAUAUGGUAUCUGAAGUACUACUUAAAUUAAUGUCUAUGCUCAUUUAAGAGUGAUUUGUA